This is a messenger RNA of Ctenocephalides felis (cat flea), 779 nucleotides long. RefSeq names its product growth arrest and DNA damage-inducible proteins-interacting protein 1-like. The transcript has 3 exons. Bases 36 to 779 code for a protein of 247 amino acids. Gene Ontology annotation, cellular component: nucleus. Lineage: Eukaryota; Metazoa; Arthropoda; Insecta; Siphonaptera; Pulicidae. The record is from RefSeq and is a predicted model, not a curated record.
UCAAAUUACCAUUAUUAAUAUAAAUUAAAUAAAAAAUGAAUAACAUGAUACGUCGAAUUCUACCUUCCUAUAAACAUGUGAUAGUUCGCGGAAAACAAACAGCAGUACAAGAAUUAAAUAAUUUCCAAGAUUAUGAAGAGGACGAUGAAAUCGAUAGAGAGAGGAUUAUUGAAGAAAAAAGGAAUAAAUCCAGAUUGCUUCCUCAGCACAGGAACAUGGUGCUGGGAAAGGUUCCGUACCAAGAACCACAGUCGUGGAUACAUGAAACUGUUAAAUAUAAACGAAUGAUGUAUGGGAGGUACGGAAGCAGUAGUAAUGUUAAUCCAGCUCUAUGUUGGCCCGACAAAGUAGAUCUAGAAGAUACCCUCGAAUAUGAAAGAGUAAAAUACCCCGAAACAAUCCCUGAAAUGAUGAAGAAGGUUGCCGAAGAGAAAAAACAAAAAGCAGAAGCCAUGAGAGCACGUGAUGAAGAAAUCGCAAAGAAACUCUUAAAAUUACAAGAUUGGAAACACCAACUUAAGCAGAAAAUGGCUAAAGCUGAAGCGGAAGCCAGAGAAGCAAAGGAGCGUAAAGAUAGGUUAGUAGAAGAGGUAAGAAGGCACUUUGGAUUCAAAUUAGAUCCUCGUGAUGAGAAGUUCCAAGAAAUGUUGGCGCAGAAAGAAAAGGCUGAUAGGAAGCAGCAAAAGGAGCUGAGGAGACAAGCACGUGAAGCUAAAAUUGCAGCAAAUUUGAUAAACCAACAGAAUGCCUUUAAAGAAAAUGAGGAGGAAGAAAAAUAA